This is a messenger RNA of Spodoptera exigua (beet armyworm), 1539 nucleotides long. NCBI's taxonomy places the organism in Eukaryota, Metazoa, Arthropoda, Insecta, Lepidoptera, Noctuidae. The record is from the annotation of a GenBank genome assembly.
AUGGCGUUGGGAGCACGCCUGAUAACCGCACUCUGCAACUUCAUUAAAGUUUGGCUUUUGGCUAAGCUUUGGCUAGUACCCAGUGACUGGUUCAGUUCACUGCCAAUCAAACACGGUUACCUGCAAGAAACAUACAAAGAAGAUGAUGGUUAUCGUUUAAGUCCAGUAGAAGUUGAUAAAAGUCCAGGAAGCGAAUGGCCCGUAAAAACAUACAAUAACGUUGGAAGAAACAAUUACGAUCAAAUAGAAGGAACCUCUCUUCAAAAACCCUGUACGAGACGAAGUAAUUCCGGAGAUGAUCCUUUGAGUUCUCCAUUACCAACCUAUAAAGAAAAACAUAUGACGACUAAUAUCUCGCCAGCUACUCCAAAACAUGAACCUAAGGUUUCGAGAAAAAGACCAUAUGACCUUAAAGUAGCUGACAAUCAAGAUUUGCAGCCUAAAACAAUACUUCCUGAUGACAGUGCUCAUAAAAGUAGAAAUUUAAUAACAAUUAGCAACCCUUUAAUAGAUUCAUUAGAAGAGAAUCAUCGUCAACUAUUAAUCAAAGACGCCGAUGAUGCUACUCCUGAACCGCUGCCAGUCCAUUCAUUACACCCUACACAACCAAGUGCCCUUGUACCAAAUAUCACGGAUAACCAUCUGGAUCAAUCUCCAUAUGAGAACAGUUACCCACCAAAAGCAGUACCCAAAAGCUGGCCGGUCCACUAUGUGCCCAAUACUGGAUAUGAAAAUCAAUAUUUUCCAACUCCUAUCACCACUCAAACCAAACCCAAAUAUAAUCCACUGUUAGCUAGUAAACACAAUCCUCUGAAAACAUACAAUUCAUUACUUGGACCUAUUGCUAAUUCUGAACCAGAAGUAGCUCCUACACCAGUAAAUAAAUGUACACAAGAUAAAGAAGAUGAUGACCUAGAACAUUCAAGGCGAUCCAUGUCAAAUCACAAUGAUGGAGAGAAUGUCCCCAACAAUAAACCGUACGUCCAAUACGCUGAAUCGAAGACUGAUAACGAAAAUGCAAUGGCAUAUGGGCUUAAUCUGGAAAAGAGUUCUUCAGAGAAUGGCGUUGAAGUUCCUCUGGAGAAAAACAGGGUAUUGCUUGAGAAGACAGAGACCCAUGUUGGCAGAGCGCAGUACAAAGAAGCAAGACGAAAUGAAGUUAUGGAACCAACGAAGGGAGAUGGGGUUGUAAAUAUGGGAGAGUCGUCGCUAAUGUUGAUGCAGACUGAUCGAUUAUGCUACGCGUGUAGCACCGCUAACAAUCCCUCUUGUUGGGCUCCUGACAGACGGACCACGGUGAAGUACUGCCGAAAAGGAAACAAUGCUUGUAUAACUAAAACGUUUGGCAAAGGAAGCACAUACACUCUGAUUCGUGACUGCGGGAACACAUGCGAUGACUCGGACACAGGCAUGCUGAUGCCGAAAUACAAGUCUUGUUCCAUGUGCCACACAGAUCUGUGCAACGGCGCCUACUCGAUCAAUGGACAUAGCAUUAUAUUCGCACUAACAUUAAUAGCUUUAGUGAAAUAUUUAAAUUAG